GAUUGGAGAAUGAUUUACGGACUGGCCGAAAUUGUUCUUCGUAACCAGAAUUAUUUUUCCCAACAGGAUAUGUUUAAUCGUAUUCUGAAGUCAAGGGCAAAAUGCACGGCAAAUUAAAAACCUUUUUAAACGCGUAAAAUGUUUACAGUCGGAAACCAUCUAUAUGCAGUUCUAACGUGUGUCCCAUUGAAUCAUUGAUCUACAUGAUCUGUAGCUUGAUCAAAUAUGUUUUAAACUAGCCCGGUCAGUUUGUGUGCAAGACGACGUAGAACCGCCGUAUCGCCGACUGUACUUCUUUCCGCCUUCAAUCUAUGUCCAGACUGCAUCCCAUAAUAACUUGAUUGUGAAAGUAAAAUCGACUACUCAUGUAUGAUGUAUGUGUGUUGAUUUAGAACACUACUCUAACGUGCAGUUCGGCCAUGCGAAUUCGUGUUGAAUCAACGGUUGUAGCUUUUACAGGGGCAGCAUGCGUGAAUAUGAUAAAUUAUAGAUGAGAUUUUUCGAUGUGAUCACUGUCUACACAGGAACUACUUUUUCUGCCACCCCUUUCCCGCGGAGAGACACCUCUCUCUCUCCACGUUCUGCUCCCUACGGUCUCGCUCUGUCGUUCUGUGUCGGUUGGUUUAACUCGCUCCUCCUAUUCCCACCCUCGCGAGCUUCAGAACCGGUGUCCUCGGGUCUCUUACUUUCCAUUGGUUGGACUGAGUUGCCCGGGCUGUUGGCUCCUCUCUGCCGGUCCCUUUCCGGAGAGAUGGAGUUCGUGCCCCCGCCUGAGUGCCCAGUAUUUGAGCCCACCUGGGAGGAAUUCGCUGAUCCCUUCGCGUAUAUUAGUAGAAUCCGACCGAUUGCUGAACGGAGUGGGAUCUGCAAGGUCCGCCCGCCUGCGGACUGGCAGCCACCAUUUGCUUGUGAUGUGGAUAAACUGCACUUUACACCAAGGAUCCAAAGACUGAAUGAGCUUGAGGCUCAGACUAGGGUGAAGCUAAAUUUCCUAGACCAGAUUGCUAAAUUUUGGGAGUUGCAAGGAUGUACUCUGAAAAUUCCUCAUGUGGAGCGAAAGAUUCUAGAUUUAUUUCAGCUGAACAAGUUGGUGGCUGAAGAAGGUGGAUUUGAUUUAGUUUGUAGAGAAAGAAAGUGGUCCAAGAUAGCAACAAAAAUGGGAUUUUCCCUAGGAAAAGCUGUGGGUUCCCAUAUUCGAGGCCACUAUGAGCGAGUUCUUCACCCCUACAACUUGUUCCAAUCUGGGACUAGCUUACUGGCUCCUGUAUCUUGCUCAAAGCUGGACAAUAAUGCUAAUGAUAAGAAACCAUUUCUUGCACCUGAUCUCAAGGACAAGGAGUACAGACCACAUGACAUACCACAGCGACAAUCUGUCCAACCCCUAGAAAACUGCACUCCUGCCAGAAGGGCCAAACGGAUGAAAUCUGAGGUUGUCACCAUUAAAACUGAACUAGUAGAAGUUCCUGAACUAAGACCACGGGCCCUUCGUCGUAGAAUGGGAUACACCCCAAAUAAGUGUGAAAAGGAGGACAGUUCUGUUAUAGUAAAGAAAGAAAUAGUGGAACCAGCUAUUGAGAAGCCAAAAGUACGGAAUAAAAAAUCUAGAAGCCAUGUGGAUUUGUAUGCCUGUCUUAUCUGUGGCAGUGGAAGUGAUGAGGAUCGACUUCUGCUAUGUGAUGGUUGUGAUGAUAGUUACCACACCUUCUGCCUUAUCCCCCCACUCCAAGAUGUUCCCAAGGGGGACUGGAGAUGCCCUAAAUGCCUAGCACAGGAGUGUAGUAAACCACAGGAAGCAUUUGGGUUCGAACAGGCAUCCAGAGAUUACACCCUACGUAUGUUUGGAGAGAUGGCUGAUAACUUCAAGUCAGAUUACUUUAACAUGCCAGUGCAUAUGGUUCCCACAGAGCUGGUGGAAAAGGAGUUCUGGCGCUUGGUGAGCACCAUAGAAGAGGAUGUGACAGUAGAAUAUGGGGCUGACAUAGCUUCUAAGGAAUUUGGGAGUGGCUUCCCUGUUCAUGAUGGCAAAUUCCGUGUUAAACCAGAAGAUGAGGUAUACUUGGAUUGUGGUUGGAAUCUGAAUAACAUGCCUGUGAUGGAGCCCUCUGUUUUAACACAUGUCACAGCUGAUAUAUGUGGCAUGAAAUUACCCUGGCUGUAUGUGGGCAUGUGUUUUUCAUCCUUUUGUUGGCACAUUGAGGAUCACUGGAGCUACUCUAUUAAUUACCUGCAUUGGGGUGAGCCAAAAACUUGGUAUGGAGCACCUGGAUAUGCUGCAGAACAGCUAGAGGAGGUGAUGAAAAAAUUGGCGCCAGAAUUAUUUAUUGCACAACCUGACCUCUUGCAUCAGCUGGUGACCAUAAUGAAUCCAAAUACACUAAUGGCUUAUGGUGUUCCGAUUUAUCGAACCAAUCAGUGUGCUGGAGAAUUUGUGAUCACUUUUCCACGUGCAUAUCAUAGUGGCUUUAACCAAGGCUUUAACUUUGCAGAAGCUGUCAACUUCUGCACUGUUGAUUGGCUUCCUCUUGGCCGUCAGUGCAUUGAACAUUACAGAGAGCUGAACCGAUACUGUGUAUUUUCCCAUGAUGAGAUGAUUUGUAAGAUGGCCGCUAAAGCAGACAAGCUUGAUAUUGUGUUAGCAUCUUCUGUACAAAAAGAUAUGGCUGCCAUGAUAGAUGAGGAGAGGGCCCUCCGUGAAACUGUUCGAAGGAUGGGAGUUAUGAAGUCUGAAAAGAUGGACCUUGAACUCCUAGCAGAUGAUGAUCGGCAGUGUAUAAAGUGUAAGACCACCUGUUUCAUAUCAGCAGUGUACUGUUCUUGUAACCCCGGGGCCCUUGUAUGUCUUCAUCAUGUGGAGGACCUCUGUAAUUGUCCACUCUACAAAUACACGUUGGGGUACUGUUACACUGUUGAUGAUUUAUAUCCUAUGAUGAAUGCUGUGAAGUUGCGAGCAGAAUCAUAUGACAGUUGGGCAACAGAAGUCAUUGAUGCUCUCAAAACUUCAGGCAAUAAAAGAAGUCUCUCCUGCCUGAGGUUAUUGAUUGAGGAAUCUGAAGAAAAGAAAUUUCCAAACAAUGAUCUUUUGCGACACCUACGGCUAGUUGCACAGGAUGCUGAGAAAUGUGGGACACUGGCACAACAGCUACUAAAUGGGAAGCGUCAUACCAGGUUCAGGUCAGGUGGUGGAAAGUCUGCAAACCAGCUAACUUUUGCGGAACUCAGGUCUUUUGUAAAACAGCUUGAUUCUCUACCCUGUAUUAUCAACCAGACACCUCAUCUUAAGGAUCUGCUUUGUCGUGUGGAAAAAUUCCAGUCACAAAGCCAAAGACUUCUAUCAGCAGAAAUGCCACAAGCCUGUGAAUUGCAAGAUCUGCUUGACUCUAGUUUUCAGUUUGACUUAGACUUGCCGAUGGGGCAUAUUCGAGAGCGCCUUGAACAGGCUAGAUGGCUUGAGGAGCAGCAGCAGGCAUGCAAGGAUCCCAGGACAUUUACAUUGGAUGUCAUGAGGAGACUUAUAGAUUUAGGUGUGGGUCUCUCUCCUCACUCUUAUGUAGAAAAGGCAAUGGCCAAACUUCAGGAGCUGCUUACUAUGUCUGAACAUUGGGAUGAUCGGUGUAAAAGCCUUCUCAAAUCCAGGCCCCGUCAACCACUUGAUACCUUAACAUCAGCUUUAAGUGAAGUGGAGAAAAUCCCAGCUUAUUUGCCCAGUGUUGAAUCCUUAAGUGAUGCUGUACAAAGGGCCCAUGAAUGGUUGCAGGAGGUGGAAACAGUACAGGCUGGUCCCAGGGUUCCUGUGCUACACACACUGAUGGAACUUGUCACCCAUGGGCGAGCAAUUCCGGUUCAUCUUGCACCUCUGCCAAGGCUUGAAGCACUAGUGGGAGAAGUCCAUGCUUGGACUGAAUGUGCAUCUAACACUUUUUUAACAGCCAACUCCCCAUACACACUGCUUGAAGUCCUUUGCCCUCGUUGUGAUGUUGGAAACUCUGGCUUUAAAAGGAAAACUAAGAAACUUAAAGAGCAGGUAUCCUUAGGUGGAAAGAAAAAGUAUGUGAAGCCAGAUGGUCUGCAAGAACUGGAAAAAGCAUUAAGUGAAAGCAGAGACACUGCCACAGCGAUGGCAGCCUUGGGAGAAGCCCGACUACUUGAGAUGGAGGACUUGCAUGAUUUCAGGAUUUCUAAUGAAAACAGACUUUUAUCCCAUGAGGAACAGAGUGACUGGAAGGUGUGUGUCUGCCAAGGAGAACCAAUGGCUCCCAUGAUCCAGUGUGAGCUGUGCAGAAGCUGCUUUCACACUGGCUGUGUUACAGCUUCUCGACAUGGAGCCCAGGUCUGGCUGUGUCAUCAGUGCCACCGCUCUGAAAAGCCUCCUUUGGAAAAGAUCCUGCCUCUUUUAGCUUCCCUUCAACGUUUGCGUGUGCGCCUGCCAGAAGGAGAUGCCUUGCGUUACUUGAUUGAAAGGACAGUCAGUUGGCAGCAUCGGGCACAACAUAUGUUGUCUUCAAUGGACCUCAAAAUGGUACAAGAGAAGAUUAGCUCAAACCAGCUAUACAACAGGUGGCAAGCAACAGCCGGGCAGUUGACCGAGACCAGUGAUGUAUCGCAGAGUGUAGGGGCCACAUCAUUCUCUCUACCUCAUGAGUGGGACAACAGAACCCUCUAUAUACGAUCCCCUUUUUCUCCUGGACGCAACUGCAUCCCACUGAAAAGUCUCAAUGCUGAAUUAGAUGAACUGUUAAUGGAAGCUCAGCUUUUGCAAGUUUCACUUCCUGAAGUUCAAGAGCUCUAUCAAGCACUUCUGACUGAACCUAGCCCCACACAAGCACCAGAGAGCAGCCUACCCAUGUUACCCACAACAGAGAAAAAGGACCUCUGCAUAAGGAAAGAAAGAUCAGAUAGUACAGACCAAAAGUUGAAGCGCCGCCGUGAAGGAAGAAUGAGAAAGACCCCUGCUUUCCUCAAAAAGAGGGUUAAAGUAGCUAAACCAAAAGACUUUUGUGGCCGAGAGCUACUCCCUGAGGAAAACAGAGCCAGUGAUUCCCAAUGCUCCUUUACAUCAGAUGAGUCUGAUGAUGAUGAUGCAGUUUGCCCUGCAGACAGGUGUAUGGAGCCUGAAGGUGAUGAGGUUGACUGGGUACAGUGUGAUGGGAAUUGCAAUCGUUGGUUUCACCAGGUUUGUGUUGGCCUUUCUGUGGAAACAGCUGAAAAGGAAGAUUAUGUUUGCACACACUGUAAGGAGAUUACCUGUGCACGCAAAUAAGAGAAGAGCUCCCCAUCUAGAUUUGGAACAAUAUAGAUGACUUCCUUGGCGCUGGACUGUAUUAGAAAAAAACACUUGCAGGAGCUUUUGGAUCCAUUUUUUUUCGUUCUUCGAGGCUUCCUUGGCGCUGGACUUUAUUAUAAAAAAAACACUUACAGGAGCUUUCGGAUCCAUUUUUUUUCGUUCUUCAAGGCACUUGUCUGGAUUCCUUUCCAACCUGGCUCCCGUGCAAUUUUCUUCUCAGACCCUCCAAACCUGCUGCACCUUCCACAGAACUCAAAAUAAAAAAAUAACUUUGUUUUGGACAAUUUUGUACAUUUUUUCUUAAUACUUCCAGCUGUUACAUGAUAAUGAUCUGCUGGUUUUCAGCACAAAUGAGUUUGAUAUAGGUUAUUGUUGAGAAAGGUGUUUUGUCCCUUUCAUACCUCACUCCAGGGAUAUAUGAUUAGUGCAGCAGCUAGAAGGGGCCUGAAUGAAGCGUGGAAAUGUUGUAGCUACAUGUGGAGAUCCAGGUUCAUCUCAUGAAAUACACUUACGUUAUAUAUUAAUUGUUUCUUUCCUGUAGGACGAUUUAAGCAAUAACACUUUUUUUUUUUUUUUUUUUUUUUUUAAGUUCCAUAUUUUGGAAUCAAAGUCGAACUAUUGAUCUUGGUUUAAAUGCAUUCUCGGUGCAGAGGGUUACUGUACAGAAAUGUUGGGUUGAAUAGGUGCUUAGAGCAGCCAGAAUGUUAAAGAUAGCAGACUGAGCUGUAAGUCAGCUUCCCUUAAAUCCCAUUAAUUAUUAUUUCUUGUUUGUGCUUUGCGUAGCUUGUAUGAUGACAUUUUGCAGUUUAUAUUGUGGAAUAAAACCCCUUGGUUACAGUA
Xenopus laevis (African clawed frog) is the source of this 6121-nucleotide messenger RNA. RefSeq names its product lysine-specific demethylase 5B-like (gene kdm5b.L). The record is from RefSeq and is a predicted model, not a curated record. Lineage: Eukaryota; Metazoa; Chordata; Amphibia; Anura; Pipidae.